Messenger RNA from Aspergillus wentii DTO 134E9, 2865 nucleotides. Its product is annotated as putative HMG box transcriptional regulator. Lineage: Eukaryota; Fungi; Ascomycota; Eurotiomycetes; Eurotiales; Aspergillaceae. Gene Ontology annotation, molecular function: DNA-binding transcription factor activity, RNA polymerase II-specific; RNA polymerase II cis-regulatory region sequence-specific DNA binding. The transcript is spliced from 3 exons. The coding region runs from base 434 to 2551 and encodes 705 amino acids. Gene Ontology annotation, biological process: cell differentiation; anatomical structure morphogenesis; negative regulation of transcription by RNA polymerase II. The record is from RefSeq and is a predicted model, not a curated record.
AUUUUAUUUUAUUUCAUUUUAUUUUAAUAUUUUUUGCUUUUUUCUUUUUGCGCACAUUGCGUUUCCUUGUCUUCACUUUUUCCAGUUUGAAUAGAAACACUAUUAUUGUCAAAGAAAAGAAGUGCAAAGAAAGAAAAGAUAAGCUGGCGUGAAAGAAAAGCGAGGAUCAUCGGCAUCAGAAGGAGAUAGAAGAGAGAACACACAGAGAGAGAGAGGGGAGAGAGAGAGCUUAAAAAAGAAAACAAAAGACACUCACUUGCCUCUGUAACCUUAUAUCACCUCACUUUCUUUCUUUUCCUCUCAUCUUCUUCUUCUCCUGUCUACCACUUCUCUUGUUCUCUUCUUUGCUUUCCCUCUCCUUGAAUGGAAGGCUGUCUUCCUCAAACCAUCCAUCUUUACAUCUAAAGACGAGAUUCCCCUCAUUGCCUUUUAAAUGUCUUACGAUCGAGUUCUUCCAAACCCGGUUCCUUUGCAUUAUGAAGCCCCCCAGGUCAGACAGACCAGUAACUUGCUCGAGCACAAGAUAAUGAACGACGACGUCCCCCAGUUCGCCGUGAUGGACCGCCACUCCGUCAACGGGGAUUCAGCUUCAGUCCAGCUCUCCCCUCUUAAUCAGACCAAGGUUGCUCUCGAUAAGGUCUCCUCCAAGGCUCCCAGCGAGUCCCCCAAGUCCGUCGCUGCUCCUUUGGUCAUCAAGGAUCUCCCCAUUCGCAAACGUUCCUCGCAGUCAGAUACCUCCUCGACCUCAAGUGGUACCAUAUUCAGUGCCAAAUCCAGUACCGAAUCCAGUGCCAAUUCCAGUGCUAAAGAUAGAGAGUCCGCGGUCAAUUUCUGUCUAUGCCAACCGGAACCUAAAAUUCCAAGGCCUCGCAAUGCUUUCAUUUUAUACCGCCAACACUAUCAAGCAUCAGUGGUGUCACAAAAUCCAGGUCUUGCGAACCCCGACAUCUCGAAAAUCAUCGGGAAACAAUGGAAGGCGCUCCCCCAGGAGACUAGGGACGAGUGGAAAGAUCUUGCACUAGAAGAGAAGGCUCGUCAUCUGCAACAGUAUCCGGGUUAUCGGUAUCAGCCCCGUCGUUCUGGCAGAGAUGGAAAUUCCCGCCAGACAAGCUCAGGCAUCAGUCAUAAUCCUUCGGGUUCAACAGUCUGCAACCGGUGCGGUGGUCGUAUCAUGAACGCGCCAACAGGACCAACAGAACCAGCAGGACCAACAGAAUCUCCAAAUUCUCCAAGUUACCCCCCGCCUAUACAUGCGCCCAACUCCAACGCUGCACCUUCACACAUCGAGUGUAUGGUUCACAGUUCCCAUAGCCGGAGCGCAGACCCUAACCGACCACCAAACCCUGUUAGGAUUGGAAGUAACGGUGAGCUUCAGCCAUCUCGCCAACGCCGAUAUGAGGAAAAUGGCAGUGGGAGCUUAUCGCCUGAUUCAAAACGUCGUCGAUUCAAUUCUCAGCCAACUUUGAAAGCGAACCUUCACCGUGACAAGAGUCCAGAGUCGCCGUAUCCAAUCUCCCCGUAUCUGCCUAGUUCUGACUCAGGAUAUUCUCGUGCCAUGAUUCAGAUGCUACAUAAUAACCCAAGGCUAUUUCGAAAUGUCACGGAGUAUCCACCACCUGAUCCCAGUUUGAGAUUGCCCCCGAUAAAGACGGCUGUCAUUGCUCCCAAUGUCAUGACUCCAGUCACUCCCUUCGCGGCGGACGGGUUAAACCUCGAGUCGACAGUGAUGACAAUUCCGUUCCUUAAUAAGAUCAAGGUCCUCGCCAAAAUAUCUCCUCCUCUUGUGCCCUCCUUCCGCGAUGGAGCUUCACCGCAACGUGGGGCCGUGAUUGCUGUGGAUGGACAAGAUUCAAUCCAUGUAAUGAACGCGGUUGACUAUCUAUAUCACGCCUUGCAAAAAGAAGGCCGAUACAACGUCCGCGUUUUCGAAGGACCCGAGAUUCGACCGCGUAGGGGAUCCUCUGGCUCGGGGAAAAUGGGGGAUACCACAAUGGACUAUCUCGAUAUUAUCUCGGCCUGGCACCGCAUCUCGGACGAUAUUGUGAGCUUUGUCAGGCCUUCAUUGGGAUCUCCAGAACUGAAGCCAGUUGAAGAGGAUACUUGCUCGGGGGUAUCGCCCAAAACAAUCAUCCCCAAGACUGCCGAUCUGCAUAUCGGCUCCCCGCCGCAGUCAAAUGAGAAUUAUUCGGAAUCGUCUUCGCCAUCUGGGACUGAUCAAUAUUCGGUGCCGAUCGCCCUUGUUCCCCGUUACCAACUCACCACCGCAGACACCUUUGCCUGCUCUAUUCCCAUCAAAGACGCUUAUGCACCACUGGACCACUGGCAGUGGAUGGCAUCCCUCUGGCGCGCGUGCGUGGGCCCUGACAUCACGGUGUACAUCCGGGAUUGCGAAAAGGACGAAUUAGAGCGGUUCGGGGGCAACCCCGUCGAGGUGCGUCUACAGGAUGCACGCACUGUCGUGGUGCGGAGAGCCAUGGGCUCAUCCAGGGAGGCAGAAGAAAAAGCUCUAAAACGAGUUGGCUUUGAGAUUGAGGAUUAUCUUACUCAGUAAGAAUGUGUCAUUCAAAAAAUUUUAUUUAAUUUUUUUUUUUUUGCCCAGGCUUCGUGGUAUCUACCUGGUCUCGUUGAUAUUGCAUGUAAUAGGAUUAUAUGGGGUCGGCUUUUUUAUUUACCCUUUACAUAUAGUUCUGUUUAGUACCAUUAUUUGGAGGUAUUCUGUCAUUUCUGCUCUCGUUAUCGGAUGUUCAUUGAUAUAUGUUUUGGGGACUAUACAUAUUCAAGGUGUUGCAGUUUUUGGUUCAAGUUACAAAACGUCAUUAUUUCAAGUAGUGAUACUGGAUCCUACUAGGUAAACUUACAUAUUUU